AUGAUGAGAAUUUGGAUCCUUCGGGAUCUACGGUUAUUGCUCUCUGGAAGGAAGGUUUUGCCUCUAUCUAUGCUGCGUUCAAAACAAAAGGAAAAUUCUUCUGCAGCCAGCACUGCGAACUUCGGCUCUCCUAGUGAGGAUACGGAGGUGCCUGGUACUGAAGGGAGUUCUAAGAAGCUGAAGAUGACUAACGUAGUACCUGACGUUGAAAUUUUGUCGAGUACAGAAGUGUUUUCUCUGAAGCCAUUAGCUUCUAAGAGUGUUUUUGAGGAUAGCGAAGAAAAAGGACAUCCAUCUACUGAAUUUCCCGCUAAAGAGGUGUAUGAAGGUCCUUCUGUUCCCCCUGCUAACCCUGUGAUUUCAUCGGGCAUAUCCGCUAGAGGGAUUGAACCUUUUCGCCUUGUUCCUAGCGUAGAAGUUAAAGGUUAUGGAGGCGAAGUCUAUGGAUUUAGAGGAACCUGUUCUGCUCUCCGGAAGGAAUUGGGGGAUGUACGGGAGGAGUUCAGAGUGGCUAAAGAUGAUCUUAAUCUCAUUCAGACUGAAAAAGCUAGUCUAGAGAAGAGGGUGGUGGAGUUGGGUGACGCAUCUGCUCGAUCCCAGGAGGAAAACAAGAAUCUCAUCAAAGAGCUUGAAACACUGCGGCAAGAUCCGCAUUUACUGAUUACUAAGGGUCUUCCUUACUUUUUUAGUAAGGGUUUAGUUGACUCUGUAUUUCAGAGACAUUUCAAAAGGUUGUCCUAUUACCAGAAAGCUAUUGGUGAGCAUAAAAUGGCAUUGCACUACCAUCUCUCUUUUGAGGGUGUGGAGCUAGAGGAGAUGCCUGGGUACAAUCCUAAUGCGGUUACUAAGGCUCAGGAAGCUAAGGGGGCUCUUCACCAGUUGGCUUUGGAUUAUCACAAGGUCUUGGCUGACAACGCUCACAACCCUACUCCUGUACUUAUGGGUAUUCGUGCUAAGCGUCUAAUGCCUAAUCCGGAUGUUAGUACCUCCCGUAUCGUAGCAGCACAGGGAGUUUUCGGAGCGGGAGAUGGGGAAGGAGAGGUGAACCAGAUGAAGGCAUCUUAA
Messenger RNA from Oldenlandia corymbosa var. corymbosa, 1065 nucleotides. Lineage: Eukaryota; Viridiplantae; Streptophyta; Magnoliopsida; Gentianales; Rubiaceae. The record is from the annotation of a GenBank genome assembly.